Molecule: messenger RNA, 1028 nt
Organism: Setaria italica (foxtail millet)
Lineage: Eukaryota; Viridiplantae; Streptophyta; Magnoliopsida; Poales; Poaceae
Product: 50S ribosomal protein L3, chloroplastic
Exons: 2
Coding region: 79-879 (266 amino acids)
Biological process (GO): translation
Cellular component (GO): ribosome; chloroplast envelope
Molecular function (GO): structural constituent of ribosome
Source: RefSeq, a predicted model, not a curated record
CCCCUAUCCCAAUCGAAUUCAACUAGAGAGGGAGCCCAGCACAAGCAGGAGCAGCCACUCCCCCAACUCAAAUCAAGCAUGGCCAUGGCGGCCGUGGGCAUCGCCGGCGGCGCACUGGCGCUCCUCCUCCCGCAGCAGCGUGGCCGCCGGGGCGGCGGCUGCGCGGUGUCGUUCAGGCGCGCGGGGGCGUCGGUGACGGUGCGCGCGUCGUACGAGGCCGGGGUGGGCGUGAUGGCGACCAAGGUGGGGAUGAUGACCUACUUCGACCCGGAGACGGGGAAGCCGGUGCCGGUGACGGUAGUCGGGUUCCGGGAUGGCGGGAACGUGGUGACGCAGGUGAAGACGGCGGCCACGGACGGGUACGACGCCGUGCAGGUCGGGUACCACGGCGUGCGCGACGACAAGCUCACGCGCCCGGAGCUGGGCCACCUGGGCAAGGCCGGCGCGCCGCCGCUGCGCCACCUGCAGGAGUUCAGGCUCACCACCGUCGACGCGUUCGAGCCCGGACAGGAGCUCGACUUCGCCGAGCUCUUCAAGGAGGGCGACCUCGUCGACGUCUCCGGCAACUCCAUCGGCAAGGGGUUCCAAGGUGGUAUCAAGAGGCACAACUUCAAGCGUGGGUUGAUGACUCACGGUUCCAAGAGCCACAGGCAGCUGGGUUCCAUUGGUGCUGGAACAACGCCGGGGCGCGUGUACAAGGGGAAGAAGAUGCCCGGGAGGAUGGGAGGAACCAAGACCAAGAUCAGGAAGCUCAAGAUCGUCAAGAUUGACAACGACCUCCGGGUCGUCAUGAUCAAGGGCGCUGUGCCAGGGAAGCCCGGCAACCUCCUCCGCAUCGCGCCUGCCAAGAUUGUUGGCAAGAACAUCCCCAAGAACUAGAAUUGUUUUUGCUGAUUUUUUAGUGUUUCCCUACCCUGCUGCAAAAUGGAUGUAAUUUCAUCGCCAAUUGACAGUUUUUGUACACACGAAGAUUAGUAAAAAACAUCCUCAUAUGAGCGUUGUCAUCCGUUCUGCUGACAGCUUGUUCA